AUGGGGAGCGGGGCCAGCGCGGAGGACAAGGAGAUGGCCAAGAGGUCCAAGGAGCUGGAGAAGAAGCUCCAGGAGGAUGCGGAUAAGGAGGCCAAGACGAACCGCAUGCACGAAUCCCUGCACCUAUUCAACAGUAUAUGCAACCACAAGUUCUUUGCCGCCACGUCCAUCAUCCUCUUCCUCAACAAGAAGGACCUUUUCGAGGAAAAGAUCAAGAAAGUCCAUCUCAGCAUUUGCUUCCCAGAUUACGACGGUCCCAACACAUUCGAAGACGCAGGAAAUUACAUCAAGACCCAGUUCCUCGAUCUCAACAUGCGAAAGGACGUGAAGGAGAUCUACAGCCACAUGACCUGUGCCACAGACACGCAGAACGUCAAAUUCGUCUUUGAUGCCGUCACGGAUGUCAUCAUCAAAGAGAACCUCAAGGACUGCGGCCUCUUCUGA
Nipponia nippon (crested ibis) is the source of this 444-nucleotide messenger RNA. NCBI's taxonomy places the organism in Eukaryota, Metazoa, Chordata, Aves, Pelecaniformes, Threskiornithidae. The record is from RefSeq and is a predicted model, not a curated record.